Aquila chrysaetos chrysaetos is the source of this 2864-nucleotide messenger RNA. It is a transcript of the gene GPC3, whose product is annotated as glypican 3. NCBI's taxonomy places the organism in Eukaryota, Metazoa, Chordata, Aves, Accipitriformes, Accipitridae. Gene Ontology annotation, cellular component: cell surface; extracellular region; plasma membrane. The transcript has 8 exons. Bases 131 to 1867 code for a protein of 578 amino acids. The record is from RefSeq and is a predicted model, not a curated record. Gene Ontology annotation, biological process: regulation of protein localization to membrane; cell migration; positive regulation of canonical Wnt signaling pathway.
CGAGGCGCGGGGCCGAGCUCCGCUCCGCUGCGCAGCAGCAGCAGCGCGGUCCCGGUCCCGGUCCCGGUCCCGGUCCCGGCGGGGAUGCCUGCCGGCGGGGCGUAGAGGAGCGCCCCGGUGCCCCGGGAGGAUGUCGGGGAGCGGCGGAACGCUGCUGCUGCUGCUGCUGCUGGCUGCGCUGCUCGGUGCUCCGGGGGCCGCGCAGCCGGCGGGGGAAGCCGCCUGCCGCCCGGUCCGCGCCGCUUUCCAGGUGCUGCAGCCCGGAGCCAAGUGGGUGCCCGAGAGCCCCGUGCCAGGGUCCGAUCUGCAAGUAUGUGUCCCGAAGGGCUCCACGUGCUGCUCAAGGAAGAUGGAGGAGAAGUACCAGGCAGCAGCCCGCCUGAACAUGGAGCAGGUCCUGCAGUCUGCCAGCAUGGAGCUGAAGUUCCUCGUCAUCCAGAACGCCGCCGUCUUCCAAGAAGCCUUUGAAAUUGUAGUACGGCAUGCAAGAAACUUCACCAACAGCAUGUUUAGGACCCACUACCAGAGCAUGGGGCCCAGAGCUCUUAAGUUUGUUGGAGAACUUUUUACUGAUGUCUCGCUGUACAUAUUGGGCUCUGACAUCAGCGUUAAUGACAUGAUAAAUGAAUUUUUUGACAGUUUAUUCCCUUUGGUUUACUCUCACUUGAUUAAUCCCGGCUUCCCCGAUCCUUCCGUGGAAAUGACUGAAUGCCUGCGGGCAGCCAGGAGAGACCUCAAGGUCUUUGGCAACUACCCGAAGAUGAUGAUGACGCAGGUGUCCAAGUCACUGCAGGCCACGCGAGUCUUUCUGCAGGCGCUCAACCUGGGGAUCGAGGUGAUAAACACUACUGACCACUUAAAAUUCAGCAAGGACUGUGGACGAGCGCUGCUAAAGAUGUGGUACUGCUCGCACUGCCAGGGGCUCCUCCUGGCCAAGCCCUGUGCCGGCUACUGCAGCGUGGUGAUGCAUGGAUGCUUGGCAGGCGUCAUAGAGAUCGAUAACCACUGGCGAGAGUACAUCGGGUCUCUGGAGGGGCUGACCAAAGGCAUGCACGGCAUCUAUGACAUGGAGCACGUCCUCCUGAACCUCUUCUCCUUGGUGCGGGAUGCGAUCGUCUACGUGCAGAAGAACGAAGGAAAGCUCUCAACAACCAUCAGCCGGUUAUGUGGCCACGCUCAGCAGAGGCAGUAUCGAUCAGCUAAUUACCCUGAAGACCUUUUCAUUGACAAGAAAGUCCUGAAAGUGACUCAGAUCGAGCAAGAAGAAACUUUGUCGAGCAGGAGGAGGGAACUCAUUACAAAGCUGAAGUCCCACAGCAGUUUUUACAGCAGCUUGCCAGAGUACAUCUGCAACCACAGCUCUGCUGUUCAGAACGACACUCUUUGCUGGAACGGACAAGAAGUUGUGGAGAGGUACAGUCCCCAGAUCACAAGGAACGGAGCAAAAGCUCAGCCUGGCAACCAUGAGGUGAAGAUGAAAGGUCCCGAGCCAGUGAUCAGCCAGAUUAUUGACAAGCUGAAACACAUCAACCAGCUGCUCAAAGGGAUGGCUCUGCUCCACCGAAAAGCUCCAGGCAAAACCCCGGAGGAGGAGGAGGAGAGCGGAGACUGCGACGAUGAAGAUGACUGCGGCGGAGGCUCCGGCGAUGGAGAGCUGCGAGUGAGGAACCAGCUCCGGUUCUUAGCAGAACUGGCGUAUGACCUGGAUAUGGACGACACCUCUGCAAACAAGCAGCUUCUGAACCAGCAAAGCAAAGAAGGUGCUGCGGUCCCCAGCAGCGACCCCGGGAGCGCAGCCCCCCGCCCCAGCCCUGCUGCUGCCGUCACCCUGGUCCUGCUGCUGCUGCUGCUGGGCCACCGGCCGUGAGCGGUGCCGGGGGCAUCGCUUGGUGUCCCUCCACACCUUUUUUUAAUGAGGAAGACAUUCAGAACCUCUUCUGAAAUAUAUGCACAUUUCCAAAGACAGGGCAAAUGACUUGAGUCAGUUUUAUAAAAGAAUAUGGUAACUUCACACAAAAAAAACCCUAAAAAAGCGUUUGUUCAUGGUAAACUAGUAAAUAUGUAACAGUGCUUUUUAAAGAUAAUCCUGUUUAAUAUAAGAAGGUUCGUAUUAAAUUGUGUUCCUCGCAGUUUUUGAAGACUGAGGUCUUCCUUGCUGUUAAGUUGAAGACCAUAUUUCAUCUUGAGUUGUUUGAACAUGCAUGGGAUACAGAACACCUACGAUUUAUGAAAUACUCUCAGCAAAUAUCAGACCCCUGAUCCUAGUUGACUUAAUACAGAUUUUGUCCGUCGUUCAAGCAGUUUUUGUACUUACUCCAAAUUCAAGGCUCACCCCUAGGAAUCUGGCCAGGCACAUAAUAUGGAGGGUGUGUGAAGACAGGGGAGAGAGAAGGUCAGACAUACGGCAGGAGGAAAGAUGCUGCGGAAGAGGAGUUGUUGUGCACCGGGAUUGUUGUGGAGACGUGCUCCUGUGGGCACGAAGCACACUUGCAUCAUGGCAAGUUGCAGGAGAUUUUGCUGCUCGCCUCCCAGCCAGGUCCUGCGAAGCCCUUCAGUGCAGGUGGCUGGUCCCCACCAGCGUCCCCGUGGCCCAUGCCAAUGCCCUGAUUUUUUUCUUCAGAAGUGAAGCACCUCCUUUCCCACGGGAAACCUGCAAACACAGCUCCAGCCAAAGGACAGACGGCGUGGAUGUACACGCUGUGCUUUACGGGGAUGAAUAACGGGCAUCCAUCGCAUUGUGCUACAAGGGAGGAAAAGAAAAGGAUUUGCAGGAGCCCGAGGCAGAUGAAACUCUUACUCAUGUGUUUCUUUGCAUGUUACUUUACUUAAGCUAUCUCUAAAAUAAAGGUCGGUUGCUCUAUAAA